Molecule: messenger RNA, 7752 nt
Organism: Astyanax mexicanus (Mexican tetra)
Lineage: Eukaryota; Metazoa; Chordata; Actinopteri; Characiformes; Acestrorhamphidae
Gene: mki67
Product: marker of proliferation Ki-67
Exons: 16
Coding region: 164-7291 (2375 amino acids)
Biological process (GO): regulation of mitotic nuclear division; regulation of chromosome segregation
Cellular component (GO): nucleus; chromosome
Molecular function (GO): protein binding
Source: RefSeq, a predicted model, not a curated record
UUUUUAGCGGGAGGUGAUCCUCCGCGCCGGCCUCGCUGCCAUAGGUAGAUCCGGUAUAGCGGUUAGAGAGUGAGGCAGAUGGGUCCUCAGUUCAUGGCGAAUUUUAGAUAAAAACAAGAAUUAAAGCCUUUAUUUCGACGGCUUUUACUCAGGUAAGUUAAAGAUGCCUCUCCACGGUAAGAUCGUGGUGAUAAAAAGAAAUGGUGCAGAUGGAGUUGAGUUCCCCCUCACAGCCUCCUGUCUGUUUGGAAGGAAGCCAGAAUGUGAUAUCAGGAUUCAGCUUCCACAAGUUUCUAAAGAGCACUGCAAGAUUGAGCUGAAUGAAAACAAAGAGCUUAUUUUGACAAACUUGAGCUCUGUGAACCCAACUUGCAUCAACGGAGAGAAACUACAGCAGUCUGAACGUUUGAAGCAUGGAGAUCUAAUCACAAUUAUUGAUCGCUCUUUCAGGUUUGAGUACCCACCUCCACCGACUCCAAAGAAAAAGAGAUUGUCUUCAGCUGACAAAGGAGAAGCCGUCAAGGUGCUACAAAACCAACAGGUGAGAACCACCCCUGGACCUACAGACAAGAAGAUAUCUGAACACCCAUCAGAUACUUGUUUGAAAGAUGGCUCCAACCUUCCUACCCCUCUGGAUCAGAGCAUUGAGGCUUCAAAAGGAGAUGGUAAUCUGCAGAAGAAACAAAAGACAGACAACAUGUCUCCUUUCUCUGAGCUCUACCAAAUGGUCAAAAAGGACUUGGCUUCCAAAUCACCAUGGAAAGGUGCAGAUCCCCCUAAGUCACCUCUAGCAAGACCUCAGGUUGACCAGCAAGAACCUAGAAAGGUUUUGGAAUCCAGUGAUUUAUCUAAUGAGAACAAGAAACCUGUGACUCCUCAAUCAGCGAAGAAGAAGCGAAGAUCUUCAAAUGUCAAGGCCAUGGACCACAGUGAAUCUGUGUCAUUAGAAGACUCCAUCAGUGCAUGUCCGAUGGAUGUCUCCUCUGUAGACACAGAGGCAACUAUGCCAGUUAAGGAUACUCCUGCAAAACAGAAAAGGAGUUCAGCAGCAUCAAUCAACAGCACUUCAUUGGAGGGCAGUUCUACACCUGUCUCCCGGAAGAAAACUCCUCAGGCAACACCCCAGAAGUUUAGUGCAGAUGAGGUGGCACAGCAAAUCCUGUUAGAGCAGUCUUGCAAAACACCCAAGUCUCCCAAAAGCAGAAGAAGUGCAGGAUCUCAGUCACAGAGCCCAGCAGUAACUCCACAAAAACAGGCUGCUACUCAGCCUUCCACGGGUCCCAAGACCCCAAUUGCAAACCAUUCCCAGACACCCACCAGAGAGUCUGAAGAAUCUGAAGCAAAGCAGAGCCCCAGGACCUCUCCCAGAGCAAAUGCAGGAAAGAGGUUCCAAGUUCAAGAUGUGUUGCGGGACAUUGUGGCCACCCCUGCUACUGAGGACAACGGCAGGAACAAGGCUUCCAGUAAGAAGCAUAAAUGUGAUGACUUGCCCCUUCCUGUGCCCAAGAGAAAGCGGGUGUCCUUUGGCAAUCAGCUGAGCCCUGAGUUGUUUGACAAACGUUUGCCACCCAACUCCCCACUCCGACGAGGAGCAACCCCUGGAAGGCGCAGCCUGGGUUUCUCUCAGAAACCUCAGUCUCUCCUCAGACGGGCAUCCACUAUUGGCCUAAUGGCUUUCCAUCUCACUGAGACUGUUCCUGAGAGUCCAACUAAGAAUGCAUCACCUAAACGAGCAUCUUCUCCUGGUAAAAGUCCUAAGGUUCAAACAAUGAAGACUUCUUCACCAGCAAAAACCCCAUCUCCAAAAAAGCAACCAACCAAACCCAAAACCCCUACACCAGCCAAGUCGUCCUCCAGCCCAAAAGCAAAAACACCAUCUCCCAAAACCCCUACACCAGCCAAGUCAGCCUCCAGCCCAAAGGCAAAAACACCAUCUCCCAAAACCCCUACACCAGCCAAGUCGUCCUCCAGCCCAAAGGCAAAAACACCAUCUCCCAAAACCCCUACGCCAGCCAAGUCGUCCUCCAGCCCAAAGGCAAAAACACCAUCUCCCAAAACCCCUACGCCAGCCAAGUCGUCCUCCAGCCCAAAGGCAAAAACACCAUCUCCCAAAACCCCUACGCCAGCCACGUCGUCCUCCAGCCCAAAAGCAAAAACACCAUCUCCCAAAACCCCUACGCCAGCCAAGUCGUCCUCCAGCCCAAAGGCUAAAACUCCAUCUCCAAAAAGACAACCCAAGACCCCUCAGCUUUCUGGAAGAAUCUCCAGUACUUCAGUUAAGACACCAUUGCGAAGUGGUGGGUCAGCUAUCCAGACACCCACAACACAAGGGCGCUUUUCCAUUACAAGGAUUGCUACCCCAUCUCCAGAGGCAAAAGCAGAAUCAGUCUCUGUUGAGGUUUCUAGGGAGUAUGCAACACCGAAGAUUUCUCGGAGGAGCAGUAUGAAGGCAUCAGCUCGAAAGACCCCCAAGAGUGCACUGAAGAGUGCAUUUGAGGUUAUGCGCUCACGACGUAGUGGUGCUUCACGUGCCAAUUUGAAAGUUGUCCGUUCCUGGGCAGACAUUGUGAAGUUUGGGCAGGUUAAACCUCAGCUGGAGUGUGGUGCUAAGAAAGCUGUAACCAAGAAAAUGCCUGCUAAGGACACACAAGCUGCAAAACCCAAGACCCCUGCACGCAGAUUGAAAGAAGAUACCAGCACUGGACAUGCAGAGUCUCCUGCCACCAUUGUUGUAGGAAAGGCCUAUGUUAGGGCUGCUCAGCGUGUGGGUGCUGCACCUAAAGUAGUGCACAACAUCGCUCUGUUCAAGAAAGAUAUGAAAAUGGACGAGGAUCUUACAGGAGUUGCAGAUAUAUUCAAAACCCCGGCUAGACGCAAGAGCAAAAGAGGUGUUGACUGUAAUGACCCCCCAGAAACCCCUCUUUCUGGUAGUUCUUUGACUGAAAUGUCUGUGAUGAACACUCCGGAGGAAUCUGGUGAAAUGCUCGUGUCUCCCAUGAGUGUUGCUCGUACUACUGAUCUGGGGUAUUACAACAGUGAAGCUGUAACUCGACUGCUCCAGGACAACCAGGGUGCCGAUUUGGAUGGUUCUCAAGUAAAUGACCCCAAGAAUGAGGUUGCAGAGCCUCAGACAGUGGUCGAAACACCACGUCUAGAGCCAGCACCAUCUGAAUGCCUGACUGGAAUCAAGAAGCUUAUGAGAACUCCCAAGCAAAAAGCUGAACCUAUACAUGACCUGAGAGGGAAGUUACUGAAGACACCCAAGGAGCCAAAACAAACACUGGAAGAAAAUUAUGAAGGUGUUAAAGAGCUUCUUAAAACACCCAAACAAAAGGGAACCCCUGUGAAAGACCUGGCUGGGUUAAAGCGGUUAAUGAGAACUCCGGAAGUGACUAGCAGUCCAGUUUUAUGUGCUACAGGCCUAAAGAAUCUUAUGAAGACUCCCAAGGACAGUACAGAACAAGAGGAUGACCUUACUGGAGUAAAACAGUUAAUGAAGACCCCCAGAUUAAAGGGAGCACCAGUAGAAAAUGCAUUUGGAGUGAAGAGAUUAAUGAAGACCCCCAAACAAAAAGGAAAGCCUGUGGAAGAAGACCUGACCGGCAUUCAGCAGAUGAUGAAGACUCCCAAACAGAAGAGUACACCUGUUGAAGACCUGACCGGCAUUCAGCAGAUGAUGAAGACUCCUAAGCAGAUGAGUACACCUGUUGUGGAGGCCCUGGCUGUUGUUGCAGAGCAAGACCAUGAUCUUUUUGAAGUAAAACAGUUAGUGAAGACCCCCAGAUUAAAGGGAGCACCAGUAGAAAAUGCAUUUGGAUUGAAGAGAUUAAUGAAGACCCCCAAACAAAAAGGAAAGCCUGUGGAAGAAGACCUGACCGGCAUUCAGCAGAUGAUGAAGACUCCCAAACAGAUGAGUACACCUGUUGAAGACCUGACCGGCAUUCAGCAGAUGAUGAAGACUCCUAAGCAGAUGAGUACACCUGUUGUGGAGGCCCUGGCUGUUGUUGCAGAGCAAGACCAUGAUCUUUCUGAAGUAAAACAGUUAGUGAAGACCCCCAGAUUAAAGGGAGCACCAGUAGAAAAUGCAUUUGGAUUGAAGAGAUUAAUGAAGACCCCCAAACCAAAAGGAAAGCCUGUGGAAGAAGACCUGACUGGCAUUCAGCAGAUGAUGAAGACUCCGAAACAGCAGAGUACACCUGUUGAAGAUCUGACUGGUGUAAAGAGGUUGCUUCGGACGCCAAAAGAGAAACGGGAGCCUGUUGAAAAUGGCAAACAGCGAGGAGCUGAAGUGGUGGAGGAUUUCACUGGACUUGCAGAGCUUGUUCAAGAACCUAUUGUUGAUGCUGAGAUUGCAGAAAGUGACCAAAUUGAAUCAGCUGAGAUGGAUGCUCCUGUGACUUCUGCAACUACUGAAGAUGCCACUGAAGAAUCUGAAGACAAAGAAAACAUCUGUCCUGUUGAGAGCAUGAACAAUAAAAUCGAAGCAGCUGUUUCUAUCCAGAACAUUCCCCUGGGCAAAGAAGCAACAUUCACUCCUGGAAGAAAAUCUGGACAAGAGAAAGCAGAGUUUACCUCAGGUGAAGUGGCAUUGUGUAGUGAUGUCCAAGAAUGUGCUCCUGAAGCUGUUGUGGAAGCUGCUUCUUGUUUGCCUACUCUUGAAGGAGAGGAAAAAGCUGAAUUGACCUCAUCUCCUAAAAAGCCGCGUGGUCGUCGUGCAAAAGCUGCACAGGACUCUUUGGAGAAAAAUGAGCAUGCUCCAACUGUGGAGGCUGUUCCUCCAGUCUCUGCCCCCAUGAAAGGUAGGAGAGGCAAGGUGUUCAUUGAAUUACAUGAGCCUGUCUCCGUGCCAAGUCCUGUUAGAAAAUCUGCUAGAGGAAGAACUCCAAAGACCCAGUCAGAGGACAAGGAGGCUAAUCAAGCACAGGCUGUGGAAACAUCUCAAGAUGUUGAGCAAAUGCCUGAGUGCCCACCUCCAACAGUUAAACCCAAGAGAGGAAGGAAGGCUGAACAAAAUGCUGUUGAGGUAGAGGCAGUAAAUACUGUUGCUGAUUUAGAAGCUACCAAAUCUUUAGUAGAAGCAGUCCCUGUAAAAGCUAAAAGGGGACGAGGAGCUAAGCCUGAAGUCGAGAACCCACUUGUCAUUUCUGCCUCACAAGAAGUACAAGAACUCAGUUUGCCCAAAGAUGCAGAUGAAAAUAUAAAUGUUGUUGUGGAAUUGGCAGCACCUGAACCUUUAGUAAAGCCCAAGGUCUCUGCUGCAAAAGUUAAAAGGGGGAGAAGAGCAAAACAGGAGCUGGAGAAUCCACCAAUUAUCCCUGUGUCACAUGAGCUGGCUGCACCUGAAGUUACUGUUGAGGAGAAGGAUAUUGCAAUGGUAAAUACUGUUGCUGAAUCUGAAGCUACUGAAACUUCUGCAAUUCCAGAGGUCUCCUUGAAGUCGCCAGUCCCUGUUGUGAAGGCUAAAAGGGGACGAAGAGCUAAACAGGAACUAGAGAAUCCACCAGUUGUGCCUGAAGUUGCAGUUGAGGAAAAGGAUGUUGUUGCUGAAUCAGAACCUUCUGUGAUCCCAGAGGUCUCCUUAAUGUCACCAAUCCCUGCAGUCAAAGCUAAAAGAGGACGAAGAGCUAAACAGGACCUGGAGAAUCCACCUGUCCUAGCUGUUGCACAUGAGCUGACUGUGCCUGAAACUGCAGUUGAGAAUGAAUCUGUUCCACCAGAGAGUGUUGAGCUUCAGACUUCUGUCGAAACUGAUGUUGUUAAAACUAGUGCAAGAACACGGAGAGGUAGGACAACAAAGAAGGAAACUGCUGAACCCUCUUCAACUGCAGUGGAGGUAGAUGUUACAAGUUCUGAUUCUCUAGUGGUGGCUGAUGAACUACCACAAAUGCAUGUGGUGAAGCCAGGACGUGGAAGGAGAGCCCCUCUAAAGGCUCAGCCAAGGGAGGAUGCUGAUGACCAACCAGCUGCUGCAGAAACAAGUCCAGCAGUCACAGAGACUGAGGAACAUGUGGAAACUGUGGUGAAAAAUGUCAGAGGAUCAAAGAGGACAAAGCAGCCAAAAUCAUCUCAGGUUUUAGAAGAUGCUCAGGAAAAGGUUGAAGAUCAUUCUGAAGUUGACCACGAUGCUGAUAAACAAACUGAGGCACCGGUCAAUAAAUCAGUGCGAGGAAAAAGAACUGCUGUUAUCAGGGAUGAACCAGAAGGUCUAGUUAAAAGAGGACGACGUGGUGCUGCUGCUUCUUCUGCUGAAGUGCCAAAACCUGUUGGCAAGCCUACUCGUGGCAGAAGAGCUGCUUUAAAAACUGAGCAAAAAGUUUCAGAAGUUGCCACUGCAGUUGAUGAACCAGUCAAAGAGGCCAGUAAUCUACCAGAGCCCAAGUCUGAUGACCUUGCAACUUCCCAAGCAAGUUCUGAGGAAACUGUGUGUGAUGUUGAGACCAGCGAGGCACCAGCUAAGCGAGGAAGAGGGAGAUAUGCCAAAAAAGGAAAGGUUGUAGCCAAAGGUACUUCUGUCAAAGCAGAUGACACUUCAGCCACUGAGGAAGCUGAUGUGGAAAAUAAAAAGAAAGCCUCCAGGAAGGCAGUCAGUUGGAAUUCUGAUCUGGUGGCCUCAAAGAACAUUGAGACCGUGGAGCCUCCAGCAGCUGAAGAUGUGCCUCAGCAGAAGUCCUCCAGAAAGAAAGCUGAACCUGCAGCUAAGGCUUCUACUGAUGAUGUACCCGUCUCUGACACCAAGCAGUCUGCAGAACCGCCAGCCAAAGGCCGCAAAGGUAGAAUGGUUAAAAAGCCAGAAGAACAACCUGCAGAAAAGUCUGAGCCAGCUCCUGUAGAAAAUGUGCCAGCGGUCAGGAGAGGAAGAGCAGGCGCUUCAUUAGACUCCAAGCAAGAUGAAGUGGCAGCUGUUCUUAAAAGGGGAAGCAAAAGAAAAGAGCUUGAUGUUUCUGAUGAAGCAACCACACUGGAGUCAUUGUCCAAGAGAAGGAAAGGCCAAGCUGAUGGUGCUGAAGCUCAGAAAGAAGUGGCUGUAGUUGGCAGAGGAAGAAGGGCAGCUGCUAAGGAGGCCAUAGAAGAAACCCCUGAGGUUGAAAAGGAACAAAGUGAAUCUGCAUCAAAAAAUUCUGACAACAAACCUGUAAGGGGCAAACGAAAGGCAGCUCAGGAAGUAGAUUCCAUCUCUGCAACAUCUGAAGAGCCCGUCUCAGAAACCUCCAGUCGACGAGGAGCCAGAGUCCAGAAGAAAACUGAGAUUGAGGUUUCUUCAGCUCCUGUGCGGCGAACAAGGAGAAAAUGAUCUGCUGGUGUUGAUCAGUUGUAAAUAUUCAAAAGCAAGAAUCAGUUUUUUAUAUAUCAGGACCCAUCAAUUAUGAUAGCACUCUCUCUUUGUUCAUUAAUAUGUUUUUAUUGUUAAACAGUGUUUUAUUGUUUUUAAAAAGACGUGAAUAUAAUUUUUCAAAAUAUUCAUUUUUUAGGGUUUAAAGGACUGGAAAAUGUAUGCCCUUUUUGGUCAGUAAAACCUUGCUGUUUUUCUACUUUUGCUUGAUGAUUCAAAGUGACCAUAUUCUAUGCUAUAGGUUUUAGGUUGUGUCCGGUGUUUGUUAAAAGAAAAAAUAAACAAUUUGUGGGUUAGUAAACAAUUGUUCUUCCGAAUUGUCACCAAACUUUACUCUUAAAAAUGUCUUAAUGCAUCUUAAUCUUUUGAUUUAAUCUUUGGAGAACAAGGUUUACAUCAAUAAAAUCCAUCUCAAUCCCUCA